GCAAAGGCUAAUGAUAAGUUUCACACUGACUUUUAUUGUGGCUCUUUAGCUUCCAGACAAGUUACUCCUCUUUGAUUUGUUUAGUCUCUCCAUCAAUAAAAACAUUAGUGAUCACUCUUACGGCUUUAGUCUUUGAUUCCUGAUCUUCCUUGUAACUUCCUAAUCCGUGUUUUAUGCAAAUUCUUCAAGAGAAUAAUAUUUUACUGAAAAAAUAGAGUUUGUCUAAUAUUUUAAGACCUAGGAGACCGUGUUUACCUCACUCUCUUCCGCCCUAGUUCGUUUCUCUCCCAGGCACGGAGUCCGAGGCAGCCGCUCAACAAGCUUUCUCCACCAGAAUGAAGAUCUCAAUCCGGCAUAGCUCCUCCUAAGCUCGAGAAUCUCUUCCGCUGCCGUCGACGUCCACACCAUCCCAAAGGUUUCUUCUUCAUCUCCUCCAAUGGAUCUCCCUGUAGCUGGUUCAUCUCCUUCUCCUUGCUUGCCCCCUGAACCACCAGAUGCAGAGCUUUACGUUAGGCUUCCGGUGGAUCCGCCAGACCCUCCAGUCCCCCCCCCCGACCCUCCACCGACUCUCUGGGCCAAUGCUUUUCACCGCCAGAUCUCGUCACUUUGCUCCGCCUCUCUCCAUCACAGUGAACAGAAAGGUCUUCUACUCCUUGAGAACACCUCAGCUACAUGGAAUUUCAACUCUAAAUCCAAGAAAUUAAGGGCUCUCUUGCUGAACCUAGAAGCCUCAGUUCUCAGUCCAGACAACCCACACAUCAACUCCAGCUUGAUGGAAUCUGAUGACCAGCGAUUCAGACCCAGUUCUGACAAAGCGUAUUGGAUCCCGCACGGUGAUCAAGUAUCGAAAGAUGUUUCUCAAGUUUCAUGCUUCAAACCGAGUUACAUUAAUAGUCUCCAGGAGAAUCUCGCAGCUAUGCAGAGAGACAUGGAAGAGCUCAAGGCAAGACAAACUGAUGUGUUGAGAAGGGUCGAGAGCGAAGAGGAAACCAGAAGUAUGCAACGGACUGCACAAGUCAUGGUGAGCAAAGCGCGGGAGGGACAAAGAGUCCGUUUGAUAAACUUGAAAGGCUUUGAGUUGAGUAACUUACCGAUGCUGAAGAGCAUAUACAAGAGACAUCUGCGAUUCCCUUGUCUAAUAAAGAUUGGUGUAGAAAGCUUCCACUUAGUUCUGGGAGUUGCGUUGGUGGUGAUGAACUUGUCAUCAGUUACAGUGAUGAUCAAUGGUUCAGUGGGAAGAUAAAGCCACUGAAGAACGUUUCUUGCUCUGCUGUGAAAAGGUCAUCAUGCCCUACUAGCCAAGAGACCUGUGAAGCAAGGCGGUGCAAGUGUUCUUUAGUAUCCCUUUUGCUUACUCUGUCGAUUGCUGAGACUUCUCAAAAUGUAAGUGUUUGUAUUGUGGAGACUUGAUUGUAAUGUUUUUUGAUAAGAAAUCGCUAGAAGAUAAUUAAGCGCUUUAGAACACUGAAUGAUACC
Messenger RNA from Brassica napus (rape), 1476 nucleotides. RefSeq lists its product as uncharacterized. The record is from RefSeq and is a predicted model, not a curated record. The transcript is spliced from 4 exons. Bases 437 to 1243 code for a protein of 268 amino acids. NCBI's taxonomy places the organism in Eukaryota, Viridiplantae, Streptophyta, Magnoliopsida, Brassicales, Brassicaceae.